Messenger RNA from Corylus avellana, 2730 nucleotides. RefSeq names its product alpha/beta-Hydrolases superfamily protein. Gene Ontology annotation, biological process: lipid metabolic process. NCBI's taxonomy places the organism in Eukaryota, Viridiplantae, Streptophyta, Magnoliopsida, Fagales, Betulaceae. The record is from RefSeq and is a predicted model, not a curated record.
ACGAAUCUUUGGUUCAAGAUUCCGACAAUCGCCAUCAUCCUUUGCAUAUAGGAUAGAGAAAUAUGUUCUCUCUCAUUUCCAAAUGAAAAAUGAUAGAAAUGGAACCCUUCUGCACAUUUCUUCAGAUCUGAUAUCUACUGUAAUUUCUUGAAGAACAGCUUUUGAGGAUAUCAAGGGGAAGAGGGAUAAGGAACAUAUGGUGUAAUGGCCUCCGAGAGGGAAGACUUUAGCCUUUCAGGGCCAUUACACCUAACUUCUGUUGACUGGGAGAGUGCACACCAUAGAAGGUCUGUUGCUGCCUGUUUGGUUCAGGGUGUCUACAUUCUUGAACGGGACCGCCAAGUAAAACGUGAAGGUCCCCAUGCCCUUGCUCCUCCUUGGUGGGAGUUUUUCCAUUUUCGGUUGCUUCGUCAUCUUGUAGAUGAUGCUGAUUCUUCCAUCUUUGGUGUCAUUUAUGAAUUCAAUCCUCCAGCGUCUCACCACAACCACUCACUAGAUGGAAGUCCACGAUAUGUGAUUGCUUUCCGAGGCACCUUGAAUAAGCCAGACUCCCUCUCACGGGAUCUCGAGUUGGAUCUGCACCUCCUUCAGAAUGGACUUCACCGGACAUCUCGUUUUGAGAUUGCUAUGCAAGCUGUCCGAAACAUGGUUGCUGCAGUUGGCGAUUCAAAUGUCUGGUUAGCUGGCCACUCCCUCGGGUCAGCAAUGGCAAUGCUUGCUGGAAAAACUAUGGCCAAGACCGGCAUCUUUCUCGAAUCUUUUCUUUUCAAUCCGCCAUUCUUUUCUGCCCCAAUUGAGAGAAUUAAGGAUAAAAGACUGAAACAUGGGAUUCGAAUUGCAGGCAGUGUGAUCACAGCAGGGCUCACUCUUGCUAUGAAGGGUAAACACCAGAGGAAUAAUGCGGAAGAUCCAUUUGCUACUUUGUCUGCAUGGGCCCCUUGUCUAUUUGUGAACCCUGGUGAUCACAUUGGUUCAGAAUAUAUUGGGUAUUUUGAACACAGGAAAAAGAUGGAAGAGAUUGGUGCAGGAGGUAUUGAGAGAUUAGCAACCCAGAACUCCAUUGCAGGUCUGCUAAUGAAUGCGAUGGGGAAGGAGUCAGAACCACUUCACCUCAUUCCUUCUGCAAGUCUGACCAUUAACCAAACUCCUUCCCAGGAUUUUAAACAAGCUCAUGGAAUUCACCAGUGGUGGGCACCUGAUCUAAACUUGCAAUCCAAGGUCUACAAGUAUAGACAGCUAUUAUCAUAAUUAUUAUAAUGAUUUUAAUGUUAUUUAGUUGAUUGUUAUACGACUGUCUACAUAAUCUCAAUUGUAUGACAAUCGUAUAGCAGCACGCUAAAUAACAUUUCUUACGCCUUACGUUUGCAUUGAUGAUAAAUUAUUUUGGUCUUCUGUUGUAAUUAAUUAUGGGAGCAGAUUUAAUCAGCUUGGUAUCCUGCAACUGCCUGAUCUCAGCCAGUUCAUUUCAAAUUGACACUAGGAUAGAAGGCUGAUCUCUGUCUAUGGUUUGCAGCAAGGAGGUUUGAAGCCUCCAACUUCUUUCAUGGCAUAUUACAUUUGAAUUGAUUUGCACAUUUGUAUGUACUUGGGGUCAUUGUUAAUGAAUGUUAUAGAUUGUGUCCAAAUAAAUUGGUCUAUGUUAUGUUAUGUGAGAUUGAUUUCUUCCUUUUCUUCAAAUCCAUGUAACCUCAAAGUAUGAAGUGCUUCUAUAUUUUGUCUACACCUUUUCUCCAUAGCCAUUACAAAAACACUAAUGAUCAGGACCCACCCAAGAAAACCCAAAAGACUAAUCAAGAGAAUAUCGCCUUCAAACAUUGAAGUAAAUACCUAAUCACUACCAAAUUUCCACCUUUUUUUUUUUUUUGUGGUCCGAAUGAAAUGGUAUAGUUUGUAAAGACGCGCGAGAUGCGGCUUUGUUCAAGGAAAUUGCCAUGGCCGGUGACGAGGAUUUAGUUUAUUAUAAAGAAACUACGAAACAAAUGAGUAGUUUCUCAACUUUUGAGAAAUCAAAAAUGCUUCUUCCCUAAGGUGUUUCAUCUUUCAUGAUUGGGGGGGUUUAACCGACGAAUAUACAAUUCUUUUAUAAUUUGUUAUACAUUUGUUAUACCGAGCUAGCAUGUAAUUGAAGGGUGUUUUAACUGUUGCAGUGGAGCUAAGUACACCCCAUCCAAUGCAUUAAGAAAUAAACAAUCAAACCGACUCUAACUUUCUAAUUUCUAUUUAGUUCGACCAGAUUUAACUCGACUUAUUUAAUUGAUAAAAUUAAAUAUUCAUAUUCUAAUUUGAGUUGGUGUUUUGCAUUGGGAGCUCAACCAGCAAGUCAAAAAUUGCGAUCCAGUGCAGUAAGUCAGUAAAAGAAGUGGAUUUGGAGGUGAGAUUUUUAUUAUUUUAACUUUGUUGGGUCCAGUGCAGAAUUGGAGACAAAGGCUCCUCAAGUGUCAUUAUUGUCCCAUUUGCCUUGGGAUUCGAGCCUGCUUUUUUGACCUUUCCUAUAUGUGGGUUUCCACCACCUCUGUCGCCAUGUUUUACUCUCACACUUGUUCUUCUUAAUUAAUUCAAUCCCCCCCACCUCCUAAAUAUCGUCAUAAUGGCAUCAAACUUUACUUACUGCCCAAUUAAUCUCCACAAAACAAAAGCAAAUGCCCUCUUCCGCCCUUUUCAUUUUUCUCCAUCCCAUAAGAGAAAAAACCCUUUUCUUUUUUUUUAUCCACCAAUCAAAGCCUCAAACUU